AUGGAGGAGGAAGGAGGCAUCACUCUCAUCACCAUCAUGAACACGGAGAAAAGGAACACAAGGGCCACAAAGGACACCAUCACCACCAUAAAGGAGAACAUGGUGAUCACGGAAAACCACCACUCUGGGCAUCAUCAUGAGCAUGGCGGUGGUUACAAAAAACACUGGGAUGAACACGACCAUCACGGUUAUCAUCACGAACAUGGACAUCAUCAUAAAGGCGAAAAACACGGUCAUAAAAAACAUCACGACAAGGGGGAGAAAACCGAUGGUUACCACAAAAAUACCACAAGGAUCAUCACUUCUACGAUGACCACUAUCAUGAAGGCAAGCAACACAAGCAUGGUAAGCACCACGGCCAUCACGAAAAUCAUGGAGGAGACCACAAAAAGGCAGGUCAUCAUGAAAGUGGACAUCAUGAACACCAUCAUGGCAAGCAUGGUCAUCAUGACAAGCAUAAUUACGAUGAAGAUCACCACGGUUACAAGGGACACCAUGGACAUGAAGAGCAUCAUCACCAUCACCAUGACCACGGCAAGAAAGGUGGUCACCGGGUAA
Molecule: messenger RNA, 558 nt
Organism: Pieris macdunnoughi
Lineage: Eukaryota; Metazoa; Arthropoda; Insecta; Lepidoptera; Pieridae
Source: the annotation of a GenBank genome assembly